CAGCUCCGCAAGAGCCGGCGCUUGUUAACGAGAAGAACACGAAUUCAUCCACGCCAGGCGAAAAUCUCCGACGACACCGAGAUCGCGUUUCUUCUUCCGGUCCGCUGAAAACCAUCGGAAACACUGGCGCGAGGCCCGGAUCCGAUACUCCGGCGGCCGCCGAAGUCGCUUAUUACACCUCCGUUCAUUCAGCCAAAGUCCCCCUCUGUUCGAGUAGGAAGAGUAGUAGACACCGCUAUGCUAUGAUAUCUACGAUUUUUACCUGAGAGCAAACUGAAAGUACCGUCGUCGAUCAGUGCACGUCGAAAAGUGUUAAACUUGAUCCGCGUUGCGAACCGCGAACUUUAGUACAGAGUGACCGAAGGGCGGACUACGGCAGUGGUGCGUGUUUAAACCCGGAAAUAGCUGCGGGAAAAAGGUCGCGCUCGGACUAUGUGCCCGAAGAGAUGUAAGCGCGCCUGGCUGACGGAAGCUCCGACCAUUGGAAUUUACAUUUAGUCGCCUAUUUCAUGGGUAUACCGAGAUGGGAAAUAUUGGCAGCCAGAAUGGACAACUUAAAUACAAGCCAGCAAAUGCGGAAGAUCUUCAGUGGCCUCAUUCUUUCCCAAGAACUCAACCGAGAUUCCAGCAGAACCAGAUGAAAGUGCUUCCAGACAAAACGCCCAAGAUCAGAUUGAGGCACACUGAAAAUGGAGAACUCUUACACAACAAGGGCACUCUUACGGGGAGGCAAAUGCAUAGUAGGCUGGGAGAAACGAGGGAGAUCCAAAAAUGUGAAUCAGAGCCUCAUCUACACCGAUUGGUCAAUACACGCCAUCAAGAUUCUUUCGAAUCGGAUAAGGAGAAGAAAUUUAGGAAGAAAUACAAAGCGCCUCCCCCACCGAACCAGGGCAAUAAAUUGGAGAGCAACCACGAGUACUGGGAGAACAGAAAGGAGACGCCGCCGAAACCGAGACUUUUCAAGACCAAAAUCGAGAGCGAAAGGAAAAGAUCCACUCCGGAUUAUCAGGAGAAGUCCGAUUACUUCCAGUCGUCGCACAAAAACGUAACGGGCAGGGGGGAAACGGAAAAUUCAUCGGGACCCUCGUCCCACAGGCUCUCCCUGCCGGUCUUGAACGCGCCAGCCUGGGAUUUCCAAGGGGAACUGAAGGAGGCCACUAGGAGAUUGAGGAGAAUCAGGGCGGACGAUAGCGAUGACAAUUUGCCUCCCAGGGAACCAUUGUCCGAGGAGAACGACAAAAGGAACAAGCUGAAAACGCUGGAUCAUCAUAUAGAUAGGACGGACCUUAUCAAACUGAAAAACAGCAAUUUGCGACAGUUGAAACAGCUCAGGAAGGACGAAGGACACUCUUACAUUCGAAAUGAUACGUCAGGUCCUGAUUCGCCAGCAGAGGAAGCUCCACCACCCAAGAUCAAGGAAACGAAGACCGAGCCUCCAAAACUCUUCUAUUUCGGCAUGACAUCUUCGCACAAAGGGAUCCCGAUCAGCGGGAAUGACGCAAAAUCUGGAAAGAAAAAUUUCGAGGAUUCCGAAUCGUCCGGCGAUCAGAAAAAGGAUACUUACGAUCAUUCAGACCAGGAACUUAGGAGGAGGAAAUCGAAGAGAACGUCUGAAACCACCAGCAGGUUUCCACCAGUCUCGUCGACCAAGGAAUACAAAUAUUCAUCGGAGGAAAACGAGGAGCCCACACGUGUUUUUUCCAUUUUCCCCGUCAGAUCUACGUCCAACGAUCGAUCGCGUUCUGGAGAUUCGGGAAUAUCAGGAGAUGGCAGUCCUGCAGUUUACGAGGAUAGCUCUGAGCCUCUGAUGAAUUCCAAGGAUAAUUCACAGUCCCUGCCACUGAUCCUCGGUUGGACGCCCCAGCAGGACCUCGGGGACGACACGAGCUUCGAAGAAGAGUCCUUCACAGCCGGCGACUACGCCGACAAUUUCGACGUGCAAUCGAACCAGAGGCACGUAUUCAGCCUCUCGUUGCCUCGAGACCACCACCUUGCCUCGUACGUUUCGGAGAACGUCACCGAGACCAAUUUCGAGAAGAUCAAACGAUCGGUGUCCGGCAUACUGAGCACGAUGCACAAGAAGGAAGCGGAAAGCUCGCCGGAAAACGAGAAGGGAAACUGGUUCUUGAACAAAUCGUGCAGCGAUCUGAUCUCUCCGCCGGCGCCGCUCAGCAGUUACUCGAAAACGUCGGAAGAGUUGGAGGAUUUCCUGUCGCGAAGCACGAAGUUGAACACGGGGAGGAUCAUGUACUUGCCGAAAGCUGACAGGCCAGCGCGUCCCAGGCGGUACGAGACGAGGAACAAGCAGAAAUACGCGAGGGACGAUAAACUGGAGAGGCCUGCGUUCGCUAAUAAGCAAAAUUUGAACGAAACCAAGUCGAAACAAGUGCCAGAAAGUUUGCAAGAUUCGCCAGUCAUGAGCGACAGGAAGAAUUUCAAGAAAAAACCGAAGCGAUUCACGUUCCAAAGCACCAUCAGGCAGAUUGAGAGGAGGAGAAUCGCUGAAAAGCUGUCCAGAGAGGCGGAAAAGAAGGAGCAGCAGAGACUUAGGGAGUUGGAAGUGAUGCAAAAAGUCGAAAGGGAGUUUCAAAGGAAGAGGGCUAGAGAGAAAGUCAAUAUCAAACAGCAACUGAGUAGAUACAGCUAUGAGAAUACAUUAUUAGAUAAUUCUUCGCCUGAUUCGAAACACGAUUAUGAUUCAGCAGUAGGAGAAUUACAGGCACGAUCUGAACCUGACGGAGCAGUAUCGUCCUCGCCAACUUCAUCACUAAGUCAAUUAGAUAACAAACGCGACCAGAAGAAUUAUCGCGAAAAGGACCAUAUGGACUUUGUAAAUAACAAUAGGGAAUAUAAGUCUUUUUCGGAUAAUUCAGAUGACAACAGAUCGAAAUCGAUAAUGCAAACAAAAGUUUUAUCGGAGUAUAGACAACCACAAAGGGAGUACAGGGAUUACCAGACCAGCAAAAAACAUUUGCCUGACGGGGCGGAUAGGCAAACGACAGUACAUCCCAAAGUGACGUACAAAAUGCCUAAAAGCAAAGGCACAUCUCGAUACGAUACCAACAAUUACCGCAAAGACUUCGCUUAUGGCAUAAAGACCAAAUCGGAAACUUCAUGGCAUCAACAGCCUGCACCAACAAAGAACCCACCAAAUGAUUAUUAUAGUCAGUUUGGACCUUUAACAAGGUUUUAGAUUAUUUUAUCACAUUAUAUAUGUUUUGUUUAUGUUAUAAGAACUUUUUUAAAACUGUUAAUUAUUGAAAUAAAUUAUUCCGUUUGUUGA
Messenger RNA from Coccinella septempunctata (seven-spotted ladybird), 3283 nucleotides. RefSeq lists its product as uncharacterized. Lineage: Eukaryota; Metazoa; Arthropoda; Insecta; Coleoptera; Coccinellidae. The transcript has 10 exons. The coding region runs from base 524 to 3193 and encodes 889 amino acids. The record is from RefSeq and is a predicted model, not a curated record.